AUGGAUGGCUCAAAAUCAACUGCGAUCAAGAACAGGGUGGUGACGAAGAAAAACCCGUGUGCUGGAAAUGUCGCAUUGGAGGCAGGAAGUGCGUGCGACCAGGCGACGCGGAAGCCCAACGCCCUCGCCCGCAACGGAGAAGAGCCACAACAUCCCAGAACGUGUUCAAUCCUUCCGACUACUUCCGGUUCUCGAGGGAUAUCGAUUCGGUCACUUACUACAUCUACUCCAUCGCCGAUCCCUCAGUCUUCCCUCCCCGGAGCAACUGUGACCACGGCUGACUCAGAUACGGCACCAUCCACCGCUAGUGGGGCCUUUGAAGUUCAGACUUUACAGGGCAUUCAGCUUCAUCUGAACCAUACCGACAUCCGAGCGGAUUCGCCCGACGGUUGUGGCUCCGUAGCCCAGUUUACCGUGUCUGCUGAGGAGGAAUUCUUGAUCCAGCACUACGCGUGUCACCUUGCGAAAUGGGUGCGAUACUCGGACGCGGAUCGACAUUUCAGUAUUACGGUGCCCCAUCUAGCACGUUGCUCCCCGAUCCUAUCCAAGGCUGUCUCGGCUUUCGCAGCGCGCCAUCUCAGCUGCAUAGGAAGUUAUGAUUCCUCCACCGCAGACGAUUACCACAAACGGUGCAUUGAGCUGCUGAUUCCCGCGCUGAACGAACCGAAUGUUACCGCCGACGAUACGUUGCUGGCUGCGUUGGUCCUUCUGAGACUGUAUGAGCACCUUAAUAUUUCGGACAACGGCAAAGACUACGAACAUCAUCUCAGUGGAGUAUCGGCCCUGGUCACCUCCACGAUCCGCAAUCCGUGGACUGCCUCCGGCUCCGGUCUCAAGUGGGCUUCCUUCUGGUGCUGCUUUCGACAAUCCGUCUAUCCGGCGUGCCUGCACCGACAACCACUGCAGUUCGACAUCUCUAGCUACAAAAUCGAAGUGAACUUGUCGACACCUACGCCGGGAGUGAUGGCGACGGUCGAAGAAGAGUCGGAAUGGUGCCACUGGAUAACGUGGAUAUUAGCACAAGUUGUGGAUUUCUGCUUCGGCACGACGUCGCGCGGUAUGACGAUGCUAAAGGAAGGGCAAGCCUGGAAUUUGUUACUCCAGACAGUGGAGACGUGGGAAGUCAAUAAACCCAAGAGCUUCCUUCCCGUGGCGUACAACGAAAGGAACCCGAACCAAGGGAGAUGGUUCCCAGAGAUUACGUUUGGAAGCGAAUGGCAUGCUAUGGCUACCACGCAGUCCUUGGCCGCGAGGAUCCUGUUAGACGUGUAUAAUCCCCAAACGCGCAGAAUCUCCAUCGGAGAGUUUGGUUUUAUGAGAGCUCGAGAAAAGCUAGAGGCUAAAGUCGCCGUUUCGCAGAGUAAAGUUCUAUUGCAUGGAAGGACCCUUUGCGGAAUCUGUCUUACAAAUCCAGCCAAUAUUGCGACCAUCUUCACCCUCUGUCAUACUAUCUUUGCUUUCUCCUCCUUUAUCAGUGUUGACGAAGAGAGGAAGCUGCUAGUCCAGAUUCUGAGAAUCGCGGAGAGAGACGAGGGUUGGCCGACGACAUGGAUCGUAAAUGCGCUGAAAGCCGAUUGGAAUGUUGACUGGGCGGAUGAAUGA
Molecule: messenger RNA, 1602 nt
Organism: Penicillium daleae
Lineage: Eukaryota; Fungi; Ascomycota; Eurotiomycetes; Eurotiales; Aspergillaceae
Exons: 9
Coding region: 1-1602 (533 amino acids)
Biological process (GO): positive regulation of transcription by RNA polymerase II
Cellular component (GO): nucleus
Molecular function (GO): transcription cis-regulatory region binding; DNA-binding transcription factor activity
Source: RefSeq, a predicted model, not a curated record